Molecule: messenger RNA, 1866 nt
Organism: Hirundo rustica (Barn swallow)
Lineage: Eukaryota; Metazoa; Chordata; Aves; Passeriformes; Hirundinidae
Product: osteocalcin-like
Exons: 4
Coding region: 63-365 (100 amino acids)
Biological process (GO): regulation of cellular response to insulin stimulus; bone development; osteoblast differentiation
Cellular component (GO): extracellular region
Molecular function (GO): structural constituent of bone; calcium ion binding; hydroxyapatite binding
Source: RefSeq, a predicted model, not a curated record
AGAACUUCAAUAACCUCCAGGAAAGCUCUGAGGUUAGGGAGACUAGUGAAGCCAAAGAAGACAUGAGGAGCGUACUGGCCCUGCUCAUUGUGACUCUGGCCCUGGCAGCACUCUGCUGUUGUGAGAAAGACCGCAAAGAACCCUCAGGAUCUCUCAGUACUGACAGCAUAAAGAUUAAAAAAGAAGUUGCCAAUGCCUUUGUGAAGAGGAAGAAGAGAUCCAGCCCUUAUGAAUGGUACUUUGAGUAUUAUAAAAGUCCGAUGGAGCAGAUGCACGAGCGCUGUGAAAACUACCCGCCCUGUGACUAUCUCUCUGACCAAGUAGGAUUUGCCUUGGCCUACAACCGCUUCUUUGGGAGAUACUGAGGAUGAGAAGGUCUCUCCACACAUUUGGCUUGGAACACUCCAAAUCCCACAGGAGAAAGAAGGUUGUGGUUGGGACGGAGGGAAGGAAAGUAUCUGGAUUGGCAUCUUCUUCCAUUGUCCCCCUAACCAGCUGGAACACCAAGGCAGGGAAUAUCCCACUUAUUGAGCUUCCAUUAACUUUCUUCCUUUCAUGAAUAAAGUCUCUCUUUAGACAUCUGUUGUGGUAUUUUGAGCUUCACCAGAAGGUUCUGUCUUAUUUCCUUCUACCUGAAUCCCCGGCACACAAUAGGUGAAAAGUGGUGAUUAGUUUCAAGAAAACCACUGCAAGCUUUAGAAAUAUCACUAGAUCUCUUAUCAUCUUCUGCAAAAUACAGGAAAAUUAUGGAAUAAGAAUGUCAUAAUGUGUGUAAAGGUGAUGGAUCUGGUCCUGGGAUGCUCACUGUGAAGAAGAAAGAACACCUGUCUCCUGUUCCAAUUAGUGGGAAAGUUCAGUAUUUUCAUGUUGCAUAAUCACAUUAAAUAUGCAUCACAGUAGGAUCAUUUUGUAAAGAUAGAAGUGUGCAAAUACUCUUGCAUAGAUAACAAUCAGCUUCUAGUACACAUUUCUGAUUACUCUGUCAUAAAAUUUGCCUGUUUAGCAACAAUAAAUAAAUCCCAAAUCGUGUGUUUAAGGAGUCCUUUUAGAUGAGCCCUCGCAUUUGUGUGCUGCUUUUCUUGACUGUAUAAAAAGACCUCAAAUUCUCUUGUUUUUUCUAGUUUUUUGGUUUUGAUUUUUUCCAAACAGCUUCUAGUGAAACUAAAAAUAUGCAGCAGAACAAAAAAAUAACCUCUUCUUCUCUGUUGCUUUUGCAUUUAUUAUUGAAACUAAAAGUAUCUAAACAGCUACAAAAAAUUUAAAAAGAAGAAAAGAAAGCUAUAAACAUUACAAAAUUUAAAAAAAUGAAAAUUGGUUCAAGAAUCAAUUGAAAUUGGGGCAGUGUUUUUUUUAUUCAAGAACAAUUGGUAGCUCUAUAUAUAUAUACAUAAAAUGUAUGUAUAUUUUUAUAUAUGUAUAGUCUUCCCUCUGCACUACUUAAUUCUGUCUUCUGGUAUUAAUACUAUACCUUAGGAACUUUCUGCGUAACCUUCCUAAUAUACUCCGUCAGCUUUUCUUUCCUGAGAGGUGGAUGGCAGAUCCACAUCUCCAAGAACAGGGACUGCUGAUGCUCAGGAAACUGGCAGAGACCAAAUCUCUCUGGUUUCACGUAAGCCAGUGCAACCACCCUCAGCUGCUGAUUGCAAUAAAUACCGCUUAUGUAAAGUUUGUGUUGGUGUGCUGCUUCUUUCUGUUCCUCUGUACAACUUGAUACAUGACUUUUAAGAGUUAAGAUUUUAGCUAAGGGUUAGAAGCAAUUUAUAUUGAUCAAGAUGUAAGUUAGAUCAGUAAAUGGUAGGUUAAUGAUUAUUAAAUGCCGAAGCUAGAGCUAACUGUUAUAUUAUGAGCUUGUUUAUAGAAAAAGUG